Molecule: messenger RNA, 1290 nt
Organism: Conger conger (European conger)
Lineage: Eukaryota; Metazoa; Chordata; Actinopteri; Anguilliformes; Congridae
Gene: qrfprb
Product: pyroglutamylated RFamide peptide receptor b
Exons: 6
Coding region: 1-1290 (429 amino acids)
Biological process (GO): G protein-coupled receptor signaling pathway
Cellular component (GO): membrane
Molecular function (GO): neuropeptide Y receptor activity; peptide binding
Source: RefSeq, a predicted model, not a curated record
AUGACGACGGUUACAGAGAUGGGGACAACGAAAAUAACUCCAGAAGUCUUGAAACAGCUCCUUCAAUUGUAUAACCUGUCUCGUCAGGAAUUUAUUGAUACUUAUAAUAUACAGCCUCUCGUGUAUGUACCCGAGCUGCCGACCAGCGCGAAAACCACAUUUGUUAUUAUGUAUGCAGUCAUUUUUGUUCUUGCACUCGUUGGAAACAGUUUGGUGGUUUAUAUUGUCGUGAAAAAACGAGCGAUGCAGACUGCUACCAAUAUAUUCAUAUGCUCGCUAGCAGUGAGCGAUCUCCUCAUCACCUUUUUCUGCAUACCCGUCACCUUGUUGCAGAACAUUUCCUCUGAGUGGCUUGGAGGUGUCCUGAUUUGCAAGACUGUCCCAUUUGUGCAGACAAUAGCCAUUGUGACUGGUAUCCUCACGAUGACUUGCAUAGCUGUGGAGAGAUACCAGGGCAUCGUCUAUCCACUGAAAAUGAGGAGGCACUACACGUCACUGAGAGCGUAUAAAAUUCUAGGAGUCGUUUGGAUUACAGCAGUUAUCGUUGGUUCCCCCAUGUUGUUUGUGCAGCAACUGGAGGUGAAAUACGACUUCCUGUAUGAGCACCACCACGUUUGUUGCCAGGAGCACUGGAAAUCCAUGACCCAACGGCAGGUCUACACCACCUGCAUCCUGAUGGCUCUGUUCCUCUUGCCCCUAGCCGUCAUGCUCAUCCUCUACACUAGGAUUGCGCUGAAGCUGUGGAUCCACAAGCGGGUCGGUGACUCCUCUGUGUUAAGCACCAUGAACCACAGUGAAGUUAACAAAAUAUCAAGGAAGAAGAAGCGUGCUGUCAAAAUGAUGAUCACCGUUGUGCUGCUUUUCACAGUGUGCUGGGCCCCUUUCCACGUUGUCCAAAUGCUGUGUGAGUUCAAUGACCUGGAGAAGAAAUACGACGAGGUCACCGUCAACAUGAUUAUUGCAAUUGUGCAAGCCAUUGGAUUUUUCAACUCUUUCAACAACCCCAUCGUGUACGCCUUCAUGAACGAGAACUUCCAGAAGAACUGCAUGUCUACACUAUGCGGCUGUCUCAAAAAACCAAUCCAGUGCCCGGUUCCAACGGAGAGGCCCAAACUGACUGUGCACUUCACAAAACCUAAAGAGGAGGCCUUCCUUGUGGACACGCACAUGGUGCACAGUUCUGGGGAUGGUCCAUCGGGAACAUCGCACCGGAAGACAUUCACAGCUUUCAUUGAAGAGAAAACAUCUACUGAAAAUUCACAGCUACCAUCUAGCAGCUACUCACAGUGA